This is a messenger RNA of Piliocolobus tephrosceles (Ugandan red Colobus), 2588 nucleotides long. It is a transcript of the gene HDHD3, whose product is annotated as haloacid dehalogenase like hydrolase domain containing 3. The coding region runs from base 1659 to 2414 and encodes 251 amino acids. Gene Ontology annotation, cellular component: nucleus. Lineage: Eukaryota; Metazoa; Chordata; Mammalia; Primates; Cercopithecidae. The transcript has 2 exons. The record is from RefSeq and is a predicted model, not a curated record.
CCUGGGCCCGGGAACCGGCGCCGAGCCGUGGACGCGCUACAGCGACAAGGGGACCCAAGGGGUAGGCCGCCGCAAAGGUCCCUAGGACCCCCGCGCCAGCUCACGCUGCUAACGGCAGCUGUAGAGAUUCUGCGUGAGGUUCGGGCUCCUGGACUUCGCCUUUCCGGAGCCGUGGAGGUGGGGAGGAAGGGCGAGCAGUUCAUGCCUGCAGCGCAUAGCCCCAAACCCGCGCUUUUAGAAAUCGAAAAAGCCAGGCCCGGCGCGGUGGCUCACGCCUGUAAUUCCAGCACUUUGGGAGGCGGAGGUGGGAGGAUCACGAGAUCAGGAGUUCGAGACCUGCCUGUCCAACAUAGUGAAACCCCGUCUCUACUGAAAACACAAAAAUCAGCCAGGUGUGGUGGUGGGCGCCUGUAGUCCCAGCUACUCGGGAGACUGAGAAAGGAGAAUCGCUUGAAUCUGGGAGGCGGAGGUUGUGGUGAGCCGAGACCAUGCCAUUGCACUCCAACUUGGGUGACAGAGUGAGACUGUGUCUCAAAAAAAAAAAAAAAAACAAAAAAAGGAAAAAGCCGGCCAGGUGUGGUGGCUCACGCCUGUAAUCCCAGCACUUUGGGAGGCUGAGAUGGGCGGAUCACCUGGGGUCGGGAGUUCGAGACCAGCCUGACCAACAUGGAGAAACCCCAUCUCUACUAAGAAUUAAAAAAAAAAAAAAAAAAAAAAAUUAGCCGGGUGUGGUGGCGCAUGCCUGUAAUACCAGCUCUUUGGGAGGCUGAGGCAGGAGAAUCGCUUGAACCUGGGAGGUGGAGGUUGCAGUGAACCGAGAUCACACCAUUGCACUCCAGCCUGGGCAACAAGAGCGAAACUCCGUCUAAAAAAAAAAAAAGAAAAAGCCAUGGGUCAGGAGCUAGAACCCUCUGCUCUAGUCUUAGCUGUGCCAGUGUGACUCCCUGUGUGAUUUGGGGGGUAAAUUACUGCCCCUCACUGGGUCUCUGUCUACACACCUGCAAAAUGAGAGGGUCUUUGGAUGAGUCUCCUUAAUUCAUUUCCUGGACAGACUUCCUCCAAGGCUUCCCCAGAUUCACCAGCGAUGCCCCUCCCUAAGUAUCAACUUGGCUGUACUUUGAACUCUGGCCCCUCAGGUUUCAAGGGGACAGCCUUGUCUGGGAUCAGCUCUGUCUGGGGAAAGAAGCUGCACCAGCCUCUGGAUAGCAGGCUGAGUCAUUUGUUUCUUGUGCCUUGAGUCAGUUCUCUCAUCGGCUCUCCUCCUAGGCCAGUGUUAUUACCUCCAGUAAAGAUGGAAAAGUUGGGGUUCAGAGAGGGCUAAAGACAGACAGCCUGCUCUGUCCUGUCUUUUCUCCUGUGCUGUACAGGUUCACCAAUUUUUAAAAUCCAAAUAUAUUUCAUGGUACAGUGGAAGAACUGGCCAGAGAGUCUGGAAGUUUGGGUUCUGGUCCUGGCUGUGCCACUGACCCACUGUGACCUUAGGAACUUGUGCUGUGAAGACAUUUCCCAAGUGCUUCAUGUUAGCCAGCAAAUCUGACCCACAAGGCCUGGAAAGAGGUGAUUGUUAGGUUGUGCAGAGGUGGUCUUAUCCAGCUCAGCGUCCCCCUGGGACCCACUGUGGGACCCGAGGCAGAACUGGGGUGGACUUGGCCUCCUCCAUGGCACACCGGCUGCAGAUACGACUGCUGACGUGGGAUGUGAAGGACACGCUGCUCAGGCUCCGCCACCCCUUAGGGGAGGAAUAUGCCACCAAGGCCCGGGCCCAUGGGCUGGAGGUGGAGCCCUCAGCCCUGGAACAAGGCUUCAGACAGGCGUACAGGGCCCAGAGCCACAGCUUCCCCAACUACGGUCUGAGCCAUGGCCUCACCUCCCGCCAGUGGUGGCUGGACGUGGUCCUGCAGACCUUCCACCUGGCAGGUGUCCAGGAUGCUCAGGCUGUAGCCCCCAUCGCUGAACAGCUGUAUGACGACUUCAGCCGCCCCUGCACCUGGCAGGUGUUAGAUGGGGCUGAGGACACCCUGAGGGAGUGCCGCUCACGGGGUCUGAGGUUGGCAGUGAUCUCCAACUUUGACCAACGGCUAGAGGGCAUCCUGGGGGGCCUUGGCCUGCGUGAACACUUCGACUUUGUGCUGACCUCUGAGGCUGCUGGCUGGCCCAAGCCAGACCCCCGCAUUUUCCAGGAGGCCUUGCGGCUUGCUCAUAUGGAACCGGUAGUGACAGCCCAUGUUGGGGAUAAUUACCUCUGCGAUUACCAGGGGCCUCGGGCUGUGGGCAUGCACAGCUUCCUGGUGGUUGACCCACAGGCACUGGACCCCGUAGUCAGGGAUUCUGUACCUAAAGAACACAUCCUCCCCUCUCUGGCCCAUCUCCUGCCUGCCCUUGACUGCCUAGAGGGCUCAAGCCCAGGACUUUGAGGCCAGUGAGGGAAGUGGCUGGGCCCUAGGCCAUGGAGAAAACCCUAAACAAACCCUGGAGGAGCCUCUCUUUCUCCACAGCUCUGGACUUUUCCCCUCUGCCUGCGGCCUUUGUCACCUCUUCUGAUAAUAAAGCAGUGAGUGCUGAGCUCUCAGCCUUGCCCCACUAACCAG